Molecule: messenger RNA, 3227 nt
Organism: Oncorhynchus gorbuscha (pink salmon)
Lineage: Eukaryota; Metazoa; Chordata; Actinopteri; Salmoniformes; Salmonidae
Gene: kcnj6
Product: potassium inwardly rectifying channel subfamily J member 6
Exons: 3
Coding region: 254-1516 (420 amino acids)
Biological process (GO): regulation of monoatomic ion transmembrane transport; potassium ion import across plasma membrane
Cellular component (GO): plasma membrane
Molecular function (GO): G-protein activated inward rectifier potassium channel activity
Source: RefSeq, a predicted model, not a curated record
CUCACUCAAAGACACUAUUUUUCGCCCAUUCUCUCUAUCUUCCUACUUGGUCAAGCUCAAAAGAAGGGGACAUGACAGAAUGACAGGAGAUGGACGUUUCAACAAGAUGAAGGGUGAAAUGUGAAAUUAUCAACUCAUAUUCCUCGCCCCUGUGUUAAACGACAACCAUCGGGAACCAGGCGUAAUUGUUAAACAUAAUGAAUUAUUAAGAGCGGCGUCUAUUAACAAGGCUUGACUCUUUCUUGAAGCCCCAAUGGAGCAGGAUGUGGAAAGUCCGGCAGUCAUCACCCGAAAGCCCAAGCUACCCAAGCAGGCUCGCGAGGACCUGCCCAGGCAGCUGGUAGAUCAGGUGCGGGCAAAAAGGAAGAUCCAGAGGUACGUCCGUAAGGACGGCAAAUGUAAUGUCCACCAUGGCAACGUCCAGGAGACCUAUCGCUACCUGACGGACAUCUUCACCACACUGGUGGACCUCAAGUGGAGGUUCAACCUCUUCAUCUUUGUCUUGGUGUACACAGUGACAUGGCUCUUAUUUGGCUUCGCAUGGUGGCUCAUCGCCUAUGUCCGUGGCGACCUGGAACACAUAGGGGACAACCAGUGGACUCCCUGUGUCAAUAAUCUCAACGGUUUUGUCUCAGCUUUUCUCUUCUCCAUAGAGACAGAGACAACCAUAGGGUACGGCUAUAGGGUUAUAACAGACCAAUGCCCAGAGGGGAUCCUUCUGCUGUUGAUUCAGUCAGUGCUGGGGUCCAUAGUUAAUGCCUUCAUGGUGGGCUGCAUGUUUGUCAAGAUCUCACAACCGAAGAAGCGUGCAGAAACAUUAGUGUUCUCCACCAGCGCUGUCAUCUCCGUAAGGGAUGGCCGGCUGUGUCUGAUGUUCAGGGUAGGGGACCUUCGUAACUCGCACAUCGUGGAGGCCUCAAUCAGGGCCAAGCUGAUCAAGUCCAAGCAGACCAAGGAAGGGGAGUUCAUACCCCUCAACCAGACAGACAUGAAUGUGGGUUAUGACACAGGGGAUGACAGGCUCUUCCUGGUGUCCCCGCUCAUCAUCUGCCAUGAAAUCAAUCAGAACAGCCCCUUCUGGGAGAUCUCCCAGGCCGACCUUGACAAAGAGGACCUGGAGAUCGUGGUCAUUCUGGAGGGCAUGGUGGAGGCUACAGGGAUGACGUGCCAGGCCAGGAGCUCGUACGUGACUAGCGAGAUCAAGUGGGGCUACCGCUUCAUGCCUGUGCUCACACUGGAGGAUGGCUUCUACGAGGUGGACUACAACAGCUUCCACGACAUCCAUGAGACCAACACACCCAGCUGCAGUGCCAGAGAGCUGACCGAGAUGAAUUGCCGCGCCCGCCUGCCCCUUACCUGGUCCGUGGCCAGCAAGCUCAGCCAGCAGGGGGUGCUGGAACCUGAAGGCCGCGAGAAGAAGAGUACUACUACCCUGGUAACCCAGGAGGAGGCGCUGGAGGAACAGACAGAGAGGAAUGGUGACAUUGCUAACAUAGAGAGCGAGUCCAAAGUGUAAAGUGGAGCGAGAGAACCUAGGGCCAGGGGGGCUGUGUGAACCGUACUGUGGCAUCUCUUCUCAUGACUGGCUGACCAGGUGAGCUGGUCCCAGGUUAGAGGUCAGGGCCAGGGCAGAAAAGGGGACGGUCUAGCCCGAGGAGCCCUGCAACAAGGACAGCUUAGGCCCUCAUCGGGUCAGUUACCCUCCAAAGAUAGCUGGUAAACGACAAUGGUGGGACUGGAAAUCUCUGCGGGCAAUUGCAUGUUUUGAAAACUUUUUAGUUCUUCUUCAAAAUACAAAUUCCUAUUAUUAUUAUACAUUUUUUAUUCGAAUAUUAAAACCUAUAUAAAAGUAUAUAUUCUAGGGAAUUUGCAUUUGUAUUUUUUGUAUGUACUAUUUGUUUUGUUGCUGAAGUGUGAAUAUUUGACAGGAAGAUGUUUGAUACUGAUUCAUUUAGACCAGGUCUGUACAUAUUCUAUGCCUUAUGUACGAAGCUUUCUUUACAUUAGGGGUUUUCAGAAAUAUAUAAGCAUGUACAAAAACUUAGAAUAAAUUAACUAUAUUGUGUACAUAAGAGAAUAAUGUUGAUUGUAAUAGGCAAGACAAAAUAACUCUUAACAAUUCUGUAUGCAAGCCCUAUAGACUAUUAGACCAAUGGCAUCCUCACAUCCUUGCCCACUUGGCAGAGAUGCGUUAGACCCUGACUGUGCAUGUCCACUAAACAUACCACCAAGAGGUAGUGGGAACUGUCGCCCAUGACCCUCGAGUAUCAUCAGUCCAAGUCUCCCCUCCUUGAAGACCUUUUUGAGCUUAUAGGAUAGGCUUGAUGCAAUACCCUUUAAGUUGGGAAUGGAAGCUGGAAGGGAGAAUAAACUGAAGGGAGUUGAACUAAGUUGCACUUCGGAACUGAGUUGAUGUCUGUGUGACUGUUUUCUCUCCAUUUGUUUUGGCCGUAUUUCUGUUUUGGUCAUAUAACUAAACAUUAAAAUCAACAUAUGCCCAAAUACUACUUUCAAAUAUGAUUUAGGAAUUUCUUCAUAAGAAAAUGACAUAGUAAAUAACAUGUUGGGAAUACAGGGCUUUCAUGUGAAAUCAUCACUGGAGAGUGUGGUGGAAUCUGUCUUAUAUGGCAGUACUGUACCUCACAGUAGGGAGGAGGAAAAUGACAGGAAGGAAGUACAUGCUCCUUUGUUCAGUAGUUGUCUGGCCACGAAUCAAAGCUCCGUUAUGAAAGACUGACCAUCAGAGGCUGUCAAUGUACAUUGUUAAAGAGUAAUAUUCCCUUACCGAGAUGCCUAUUAUCUGAAACCCAGUAUUAUUUUAAUGGUGUCUGUAACCAGCCAGGCCAGACAUGAAUGUAGGCAACUGUAUGUCAGCUGAAGAUAUGGAGGUUGCCAUGGGGAUGAGGUGGUCUUGUUAUGCUACAGACCACAGGCCGGAGUGAGUGUCGUGGAUAGCCACCCAGUGGAAAGUUCCAUGCAGGCCCUCUAGUUACUGGCACUGUAGGGGUUCAUGAUAUAAUCAUGGUACUGUGUAGGGUCUCACUGAAAGUAUAACUGAGGCAAUGUAAACACAGGUCUUGGAGGGGAAAAGGGCUGUCUCUAUUAGAGGUCGGCCGAUUAUGAUUUUUCAACGCCGAUACCGAUUAUUGGAGGACCAAAAAAAGCGGAUUAAUCUGCAGAUUAAAAAAAAAUGUAUUUGUAAUAAUGACAAUUACAACUACUGAAUU